Molecule: messenger RNA, 3231 nt
Organism: Kickxella alabastrina
Lineage: Eukaryota; Fungi; Kickxellomycota; Kickxellomycetes; Kickxellales; Kickxellaceae
Product: muts domain V-domain-containing protein
Exons: 2
Coding region: 88-3153 (1021 amino acids)
Biological process (GO): mitotic recombination; mismatch repair
Cellular component (GO): nucleus
Molecular function (GO): ATP-dependent DNA damage sensor activity; ATP binding; mismatched DNA binding
Source: RefSeq, a predicted model, not a curated record
UGGGUAAAUGCAGCACUAUUAUGACAGGGACAUCUAACAGGUAUUGAAAGCACAAGAAAUUAUUCAAAACAUGUUGAAUUAUUAUAAAUGGGCGCAACACCGAAACGAGUGCAGGCGUCUAUUUCGUCUUUUUUCAAGACAAAGCCAACAGCAGCAGCAACGGCAGAACCAACAGCAGCAGCAUCAGCAGCUUCGGCUAUAGCGGCUGAGAAAGUAGAACCCCCAGCUUCGGUCAAAAAGACACGAUCAGCGGGGGCAUCGCCAGCACGCCCGGCCAUCAAACGGCAGCGCAAAGCCGAGACGCCCCAAUCCAUCCCAGUAGUCCCCACCACUCCAGAAGAUGAUCAAACAGAGGCAGAUGAAGAUGAGGAUGCAACUGACCAACAGCUGGCCUCAACAACCAUGCUCUUCUCCAACCUGCAUGUCCAAGGCACCCAUGUCCAGGUAGUCCACCGCACACUGCACAAAAAAUACACGCCGCUCGAAGCCCAAGUACUCGACAUAAAAGCCCAGCACCCGUCGACUUUGCUGGCGGUCGAGGUCGGGUACAAAUACAGGUUUUUCGGCGAGGACGCCCGCAUAGCCUCGCAGGUGCUGGGAAUAAUGUGCACGCAAGCCAAGAACACCAAUUUCUACAACGCCAGCGUGCCCGCGCCCAGGCUUCUCGUGCACGUGCGAAGGCUGGUUCUCGCCGGGUUCCGCGUCGGCAUCGUGCGGCAGCAAGAGACGGCGGCGGUCAAAGCCACGGGGGAGAACCGCAGCGCGCCGUUCGUGCGGCAGUUGGCCGAGGUGUAUACUGUGGGGACCAUGCUGGAGGAAGUCGGCGCGGAGGAGCAGGGCCGGGCACCGUGGAUAGUCAGCAUAUCGCAGCAGAGCAAUGGUCGGCGCACGGGGCUGGUUGCCGCCCAGGUCUCGACAGGCAUGCUGCUGAUGGAUGAGUUUGGCGAUGACGCUAUAUGCAGUGAGAUGGCCACGCGGCUCGAGCACGUUGCGCCGGCAGAGCUGCUGCUUCCGGCGGGCCUGGCGCGCGACACGAGGCUGGCACUGGCGGCGUAUUGCGGGCGGCCGAUCGGCGCCGAAGCCCCAGGGUCGCCCGGGGAGGAGCCGCCGCUGCUGGAACACGUGGGGCGCCCCGGCCCGCGCAUCGCCCGCCUGGCACCAGCCGCCGCCGUAGUGUCAGCGGCCGAGCAGUGCGCGCGCCUGGGCAUCGCGGCAGCACCGGGCAUCCUGGACAUGCCGGCGCUGGCGUCCGCAGCACUGGCGCAGCUGCUCGCGUACCUUGCGCCAAUGGGCCUGGCGCAGGGCAUUAUGGCACAGGGCGCGCCCGAGCCGUUCCACACACAGGCGCACAUGCUGCUGUCGCAGACGACGUUGCGCGCCCUGGAUGUUUUUGGCGCCCAGCAGUCGUUGUUUGCAACGAUGGACCGCACGUGCACGGCGCCGGGCCGCCGGCUAUUGCGCCGCUGGGUCGGCCACCCGCUGGCGGACCUGCGGCGGCUGCAGGAGCGCGUCGACGCGGUGGGGUGGCUCCGGGACAGGGCCCAGGGCGGUGCCGGGUGCUGGGCGGCGGCGAGGGCGGGGCUGGCGCGGGUGGGCGUUGAUCUGGACCGCGGCCUGUGCCGCAUCCUGCACGCGCAGGCGCAGCCGCCGGAGCUGCUGCGCAUCAUGGAUGGCUUUGCGCGGGCGGCGCGGGUGGUCGGCGCGAUAGAGGGCCCGGAGCUGGGGCCGGGGCAGGCGCAGGGGCAGGGGCAGGGGCAGGCGCAGGGGCAGGCGCAGCCGCCGGGGCUGCUGGCUGGUGCGCUGCGCGCACUGGCUGCGCGCAGCGCGAGUGUCGGGGGGCUCGUGCGGGGGUGGCUGGCGCAAGUGGACCGCACGCAGGCGCGCGGCGGGCACAAGCCGCAGCUGUUCACGCCAGCCAGCGCCCACCACGCGGAGCUCCGCCGACACCACACGCAAAUCGCCGCGCUCACACAGGCCCUUGAUCUCGGCGCCGAGUCGGUCGGCAGGCAGCUCAAGCAGCCGGGAUUCGCCUUCCGCUCGGUCUCCGGGGUCGAGUACCUCAUUGACGUGCGGCGCACGCAGGCCGUGCCGGGGGACUGGCUGCGUGCUGGCAAUGGCACGAAGACGCACCUGCGCUAUCAGACGCCGGAGGCCGUGCGGCUGCUGGCCGAGCGCGAGCGGUGCCGCGCGGACCUCGCCGCCGCGGCCGCGCGCGCCUAUGCCGAGUUCCUCGGGGAGAUCGCCGCGGACGGGCUGGCCGAGCUGCGCGCGCUCGUGUCGGCGCUGGCCACGCUGGACGCGCUACUGGGCCUGGCCGAGCUAGCGGCCACGCCAGGCUACACGCAGCCCGCGCUGAGCGACUGUCCGGAGGCCCAUCUCCGGCUGGUCGACGCUGUGCACCCGAUGGCGGCGGCGCAGCAGCCCGGCUACGUGGCCAAUUCGCUUUCCCUCGGCGGAGGCGCGGAGGCUCCUGGGCCACGGGCCCUUGUGCUGACGGGCCCGAAUGCCGGCGGCAAGAGCUCGCUGGCGCGCACCGCCGCGCUGGUCGCCAUCAUGGCGCAGGCCGGCUCGUUCGUGCCUGCGCGCCAGGCGCGGCUCAGCCUCCUCGAUGGCAUCCACGUGCGGAUGGGCGCACACGACAACAUACUGCGCGGCGAAAGCACGUUCAUGGUGGAGAUGCGCGAGACCGCGGGGAUUCUGCGCCGGUGCACGCCAAAGUCGCUCGCGCUGCUGGAUGAGCUCGGCCGCGGCACAAGCACGCAUGAUGGCGCGGCCAUUGCGUAUGCGGUGCUGGCGCAGCUGCUGGAGGCGAGGCCCAUGGUGCUUUUUGUCACGCACUAUGCGCAUGUGGCCGCCGGCUUUGCGAGGGAUCCGCGGGUGGCUGCUGCGCAUAUGGCGUUUGUGGAGAAGCCCGCUGCGGCGGAGUCGGGCGCCGUGCCGGAAGUCGCCUUUCUGUAUCGGCUGGCGGAGGGCGUUUCGGCCGACAGCUUCGGGCUUAAUGUCGCGCGCAUCGCCGGCUUGCCGCACUCGCUGCUGGUGCGCGCACAGGACUGCGCGCAGCGCAUGCGCGUGGACAUCGAGAGCCGCCGGGCUGCCGCCCGGGCGCGCGCGCUGCAGGCUGCAGUGGCAAAGUGCAAGCAAAGGCCCACCUAAUCCCGCUGCUUCCUAAUCCGCCUAAUCCCGAUCUAUUUUCCUUGCCGAAGGGCCAAGCCAAUCCGCUGCUUCAUAAUC